ACAGUAAGUUAUGCAGCGCGGGUUGGCAGUCUCAUUUGUAUACAAAAAAAACAGAGUUGACGUGGCCGCGGUGACCACAUAAAAUUCGCAUAUUUCAUCACAGCAGCGACUUAAAUUUUGCUAUUUAAAACAGCAGACGAACAAGUGCUAAUCGAACAAGCGAAAAUCGAAUUGGGAAUAUUAAUUAAACAUUAAAAAUGAGUUUGGUGUGGACUUUGAUCGCUGGAUUUCUCUACGCAGAGAUCGCAUUGGUCCUCUUGUUGGUCCUCCCGGUGGCGAGUCCCUAUAGAUGGAACCGCCUCUUCAAAUCCAAGUUCCUGGCCAUGUUGGCCCAGCAGGCACACAUAUAUUUCUUCUUAAUUAUGGGAGUCUUGGUGUUGUUCCUGCUGGAGGCCAUUCGCGAAAUGAGGAAAUACUCCAAUUACGAGCAAACUGGCGAGGUCCACUUGAACGUGGAGAUGCAGCACAGCAUGCGCUUGUUCCGGGCCCAAAGGAACUUCUACAUCUCCGGCUUCGCCAUUUUCCUGGUUCUGGUCAUCCGUCGUCUGGUGACCCUGGUUUCGGCCCAGGCGAAUCUCUUGGCCCAGAGCGAGGCCUCGAUGAAGCAGGCCCAAAGCGCCACGGCAGCCGCAAGGUCCUUGAUGGAGGACAAGAAGACCGAGAAGGCCAAGGAGGCCGGCGAGGACACCACUCUGAUUGAGCUCAACAAGCUGCGCGAGCGCGUCCAGGAGCUCACCAGUGACCUGAACCGCGAGAAGAAGGACAAGGAGGCGGUCAAGUCCCAGGCCGAGAGCCUGAAUCGCGAGUACGACCGACUCACCGAGGAAUAUAGCAAGCUGCAGAAGCAGAUCACCAUCGGUGGCGCCGGAAACAAGGAUGAUUAAGCUCAGUGGAACAGAGUCCAAAAUUUAAAUACCGAUAAGACUUAAAAUCAUGGCGGUGGGGCAGCGAAAGCAGGCACAUUUAAAAAAGAUUAUAUACGAUUUGAAAUCGAUAAAAAGCACACACAUCUUAAUGUUAAUCCUCAUACACACAACUUUACCCAUUGAUAACGAAUAUGGUUAUUGAUAGUGGCUUACCCCUUUCGUUCCUUUUGCCUGAAAUUUUUGUAUUUAAUUCAUAUGUGUUAAGUUUUGUUUGCCACAGUAACACACUCGAAAUGCGUCGUGGCUAUUAAAAGAACAACCAUAAAGUA
This is a messenger RNA of Drosophila ficusphila, 1195 nucleotides long. RefSeq names its product B-cell receptor-associated protein 31. Gene Ontology annotation, cellular component: endoplasmic reticulum; endoplasmic reticulum membrane. The transcript has 3 exons. The record is from RefSeq and is a predicted model, not a curated record. Gene Ontology annotation, biological process: intracellular protein transport; endoplasmic reticulum to Golgi vesicle-mediated transport. Lineage: Eukaryota; Metazoa; Arthropoda; Insecta; Diptera; Drosophilidae. Bases 198 to 884 code for a protein of 228 amino acids.